AUUUGGCAGUUUACUGAUAAGGCAAUGUUUACUACAAAGUGCAGGAAAAAUUUCCUUUCGUGGUCUAUCAGGUUAAUGAAAAGAUGGCGAUCUCUGCGCUGCAAAUGCGCAGGAAUGGAGUUCGUAUCAGUACGCGUGCGAACGAUAACUCCUUUAUCAGCGGAACAUUUUAUAUAAAACCCGGAGACAUUUACUGUUUGGGCAUUAGUUUCAAUCACUUGAAAUCAUGAAGGCUUUCAUCGUUCUGGUUGCUCUGGCUCUGGCCGCCCCCGCUUUCGGUCGCACCAUGGACCGUUGCUCCCUGGCCCGCGAGAUGUCCAACUUGGGCGUUCCCCGUGACCAGCUGGCUCGCUGGACUUGCAUUGCUGAGCACGAGAGCUCCUACCGCACCCACGUGGUUGGACCCACCAACUACAACGGCUCGAACGACUACGGCAUCUUCCAGAUCAACGACUACUACUGGUGUGCUCCUCCCUCUGGACGCUUCUCCUACAACGAGUGUGGUCUCAGCUGCAAUGCUCUGUUGACCGACGACAUCACCAACUCCGUCCGUUGUGCCCAGAAGGUGCUCAGCCAGCAGGGAUGGUCUGCCUGGUCCACCUGGCAUUACUGCAGCGGCUCCCUGCCCUCCAUCGACAGCUGCUUCUAAGCAGUUGCCUACCCUGACUCGUUCUAAAAAUAAAAUAUCAGCAUAAAAUGAA
Molecule: messenger RNA, 701 nt
Organism: Drosophila kikkawai
Lineage: Eukaryota; Metazoa; Arthropoda; Insecta; Diptera; Drosophilidae
Source: RefSeq, a predicted model, not a curated record